AUGGGAGGAGGGAAUUCGAAAGAAGAGUGGAGGCAAGAGCCGCCAUCAUCGUCAUCGUCAUGGGCUUCUCAUCAAAGUUAUCCUCAGUAUGGACCUGAUAGCUACAACUAUCCUCCUCCACCCACUUAUGCCCCUGCUCCUGCUCCUGCUCCUGCUCCUGCUCCUGCUCCUCCGGUUUCCACUUCCAGCUAUGGCCAUCAUUCUCAGCCUUAUCCUCCUCCACAGCCUUCACAGAGUCAAGAGGGCUAUGCACAGCCUUAUCAUCAUCCUCCACAGCCUUCACAGAGUCAUGUUAAUGACAGGAAGAAAUUUGAUCGGAGGUAUUCGAGAAUAGCUGAUAACUACUCCUCUUUAGAUCAGGUGUCGGAGGCUCUAGGGCGUGCAGGUCUUGAAUCUUCAAAUCUAAUCGUUGGUAUUGAUUUCACCAAGAGCAAUGAAUGGACAGGUGCCAAGUCCUUCAAUAGGAAAAGCUUGCAUCAUAUAAGCAAUACACCAAACCCUUACGAACAGGCAAUCACUAUCAUUGGAAGAACCUUAGCCACCUUUGACGAGGAUAACUUGAUUCCUUGUUAUGGUUUUGGAGACGCAUCAACUCAUGAUCAAGACGUGUUUAGCUUCUAUCCAGAGGGUAGAUUCUGUAAUGGGUUUGAGGAAGUGCUGGCUCGGUAUAGAGAGAUCGUGCCUCAGCUUAAGCUCGCAGGACCGACCUCAUUUGCACCCAUCAUUGAAAUGGCCAUGUCAGUGGUUGAGAAGAGUAGUGGCCAAUAUCAUGUGUUAGUGAUUAUAGCCGAUGGACAGGUUACAAGAAGUGUCGAUACGGAGAAUGGGCAAUUAAGUCCGCAAGAGCAGAAGACGGUAGAUGCAAUUGUGAAAGCAAGUACGCUUCCAUUGUCAAUAGUAUUAGUAGGGGUUGGGGACGGACCAUGGGACAUGAUGCAGGAGUUUGAUGAUAACAUACCUGCCCGUGCUUUCGAUAACUUCCAAUUUGUGAACUUCACGGAGAUCAUGUCAAAGAACAAAGAGCAGGCUCGGAAGGAGACGGAAUUCGCACUCUCUGCUCUCAUGGAGAUCCCGCCACAGUACAAAGCAACCAUAGAGCAUAACCUUUUAGGGCGAAGAAACGGGAGCAUCCCAGAGAGAAUCCCACUCCCGCCUCCAGUGCAGAGCGGCUCAUCAUUCUUCAACCCGACUAUGGCUUCCCGGAUACCGAGUUUUGAACCGAGUGUGCCUCCUUAUCCCAUCGAAACCAAGCAUGGUGUAGACGAGAACCAGCUAUGUCCGAUAUGUCUGAGCAAUCCCAAGAACAUGGCGUUUGGUUGCGGUCAUCAGACAUGUUGUGAAUGCGGACCAGAUCUUAAGGUCUGUCCUAUUUGUCGUGCGCCCAUCCAGACCAGAAUUAAGCUCUACUAA
Messenger RNA from Microthlaspi erraticum, 1410 nucleotides. Lineage: Eukaryota; Viridiplantae; Streptophyta; Magnoliopsida; Brassicales; Brassicaceae. The record is from the annotation of a GenBank genome assembly.